Setaria italica (foxtail millet) is the source of this 793-nucleotide messenger RNA. Its product is annotated as protein ALP1-like. The record is from RefSeq and is a predicted model, not a curated record. The transcript is spliced from 2 exons. NCBI's taxonomy places the organism in Eukaryota, Viridiplantae, Streptophyta, Magnoliopsida, Poales, Poaceae. The coding region runs from base 139 to 723 and encodes 194 amino acids.
UGGUUUCUUGUGUUCCUUUGUUGUGUUGCACUUGAUGGCACUCAUAUCCGUGUUGCUCUUUCACCUGAUGAGCAAGUGAGAUAUAUUGGAAAGACCGGGGUAGCCACUCAAAAUGUACUAGCGGUAUGCGACUUUGACAUGCGUUUCACUUAUGUUUCCACGGGACAACCUGGAGCUAUGCAUGAUACAAGUGUGUUGUACAAUGCACUCAGAGUGGAUGAAGAAUUUUUUCCACAUCCUCCACAAGGCAAAUACUACGUUGUGGAUGCGGGAUAUCCUAAUCGUCCUGGCUACCUCGCUCCUUACAAGGGUGAAAGGUAUCAUUUACCGGAAUGGCAUAGAGGUAUUGAACCUAAGACGCCUAUGGAAAGGUUCAAUCGGGUUCACUCAUCUAUCCGCAAUGUGAUUGAGCGAUCUUUUGGACUAUUAAAAAUGAAGUGGCAAAUUCUUUGGAAGAUGCCACCAUAUCCCAUGUACAAGCAAAAGAUGAUUGUUGUGGCUACCAUGGUCCUUCACAAUUUCAUUCGUGAGCAUGGAGGUCAAGAUGAAGACUUUGCUCGGUUUGAUCGUGAUCCUAAUUUUGUUCCUACAAUACCGGAAAGAUAUAACAAAUAUGCAGUUUCGCAAGCGGCGUCAGAUGGGUCAACUUCCGCACUCAACGCGCCAACUAUGGAUGUCUUUCGUGAUGAGCUAGCCACCGCACUCUCUCUUGCUUGGAACUAGUUUGUAUUGGAAAGAUUGAUUUUGUACCGUAUUUGUUGGGACCUUUCAUUCGGUACAACGUUAUUUGGUU